AUGAAGCAACGUCCGAGCGGUCCGGUCCCGAUGCGAAUCGUAACGAUUCUCCGGCGGUUCGCCGACGCCGCGAAGCUCUGGCGGCUGCACGACUCGGUUCGGAUCGAGGCGAAAGAGUACCCUCCGUGGCUCACGGACGCGGUGGCCAGCCCCGAGUCCCCGCGCCCAGCUGGGGCCGCCGCCGCGGCGGAGGGCGGGCCGUCCUGCGAAUGCCCGGCGCCGUCCGCAGCAGUUCCAGAGGCUCAGCCAGAGGACGCGCCGUCGCCCCGGUCGGCCGCGGCUGCCAGCGGCGGAGCCGCGCCCGAGCGGCCGCGCACGCCGCGGACGCGGCCGCACUGGCGCGGCCCCGCGGGCGCGGGCGAGGAGCAGCCGCCAGCGUGCGCGGGCAGCUGCGGGUCCGCAGGCGGAGGAGGCGCGGCGGCGCGGAGCCGCGCCGCGCCGCCAGACCGCUUCUCCGCCCUCGGCGACGUCGACGGCGCGCUGCAGGAGUACGAGCGGCCCGCCGAGUUCGGCGAGCUGCUGCAGGCAUUCCACGAGGGGGCGCGGGCGUGGGCGCCGCAGCGCCCGCCGGGCGCCGCGCCGGGCGCCGUGGAGGCGUCCGCCGCCGCCCCGCCCGCCGGUGCCGGUCGCGACAGCUCGGCGGAGGGGGCCGCCUUCGGCUGGCUGUGA
Prorocentrum cordatum is the source of this 669-nucleotide messenger RNA. NCBI's taxonomy places the organism in Eukaryota, Dinophyceae, Prorocentrales, Prorocentraceae. The record is from the annotation of a GenBank genome assembly.